Molecule: messenger RNA, 934 nt
Organism: Castor canadensis (American beaver)
Lineage: Eukaryota; Metazoa; Chordata; Mammalia; Rodentia; Castoridae
Source: RefSeq, a predicted model, not a curated record
ACGACGACGACGACGGCGGGGCGGGCGCUGUGCGCAGAGGGGAGGGGUAGGCGGGCGGCGCCGGCGGCUUCAACUGCGGCAGCGAAGGCUAGGGCGACGGAAGAAGAAUCUCCACCAGCCGGCGGUCGAGUUAGGCCUCAGCAGCGCCCGGAGCGGCUCGAGCCGUCCUCCGCGAGGGAUCUCCAUAGAGACCGCGACAAACACUGGCGCGAGGGUCCCGCAAAAGGCUGCCGGACCAGAGCCAGAUCGUCGGCCUCACCCGCCGCCACCCCCUUCUUCGCUGCCAGCGUGCGCGCACUCUCUGUCCCUGCUCGCAACCUCGCGGUUCUUGGUGUGUCUUUGCCUUAGUGUGUGGGUAGCGCAAGCGGACUUUUUGGCCGGGGCCGGGCGGGGGCGGCCCUAAGGCCGCCGCCUCUGCCUCUCCCGCCCGCCCGGGAGCGGGAAGCCGCCCAGGCUCCGCCAUGGCCUCGGGAGCCGGAGGAAUAGGAGGGGGCGGCGGCGGCGGCGGCAAGAUCCGGACGCGUCGUUGCCACCAGGGGCCAAUUAAGCCUUACCAGCAGGGGCGACCACAGCACCAGGGCAUUCUUAGCAGGGUUACAGAAUCUGUUAAGAAUAUUGUGCCAGGGUGGCUACAAAGAUACUUCAACAAGAAUGAAAAUGCAUGUAGCUGUUCAGCAGAUGCAAGUGAGGUACCACACUGGUCAGAAAAUAGAGAAGAGGAACAUAUAUAUGCUGAUGAGGACAGCUCUAAUGUUAAUGAUGGCAGAAUCACCCCUGAGCCAGCUGUCAGUAAUACAGAAGGUAAAAUAGUAUGUGGAUGUUUUGAUACCAGUGACACUGACCUAAUUUUAAGUAUCUUUAUAUUAUCUGGCUAUGGCAAAAUCUAAUCAAGUGGUACCUAAAUUAUACAUGAGGAGGGUGAUGACCAGUUUCA